GUGCUGAGUGGGCAAGGGUUUGUACGUCACCAGCGCGCAGCAGCAGAACUGACCAGAGCCUGGAGGCAGGCAUGCUGCUUCAGAGUUUCUCUUGACGUCCUAGGCUUGACAGAAUCUGCCAGUGCAAGCAGGAGCGCUUUGGUCAGGGUUCUUUGUGAAAAUGGCUCCUCCGGUCGUUGAUGCGAAGUAUAAGAAAGAUAUUGAACGGUGCCGACGGGACCUGAGGGCGCUGCUAGCAGAGAAGAACUGUUCUCCUUUGAUACUGCGCCUUGCGUGGCAUGAUGCUGGCACUUAUGACGCCAACUCAAAGACGGGGGGACCUAAUGGAAGCAUCAGAAGCGACCGAGAGUAUGCUCAUGGGGCGAAUGCCGGCCUGAAGAUUGCCAUUGACAUCCUUGAACCGCUCAAACAGAAGUAUCCAGGGUUGACCUACGCCGACAUCUAUCAGCUGGGUGGUUAUGUUGCAGUAGAGAUCACUGGCGGGCCCAGCAUUCCUUUCACACCAGGACGGCCGGAUUCUCUGGCCUGUCCACCCGAGGGACGUCUUCCUGACGGCGGCAAAGACGCCUCCCACAUCCGUACAGUCUUCUAUAGAAUGGGCCUCAGCGACAAGGACAUCGUGGCGCUCUCUGGGGGGCACACUCUGGGGCGUGCGCAUAAGGAGCGGUCCGGAUUCGAAGAUAAGCCGUGGACGUCCAACCCGCUAAAGUUCGACAACUCCUACUUCAUCGAGCUGCUGGCUGCCGACAAGGCGAACCUGCUGAAGCUGCCAACCGACAAGGCGCUCGUGACGGAUCCCAAGUUCCGGCCGCACGUCGAGAAGUACGCCAAGGAUGAGGACGUGUUCUUCAAGGAGUACGCCGAGUCCCACAAGAAGCUGUCCGAGCUUGGGUGCAAGUACACCGCCCCCCAAUACUUUGACAGCACGGCCGACCCCACGAGCUCUGCGGCCCUCCUAUACUCGUCGGGAAUUGGCGUCAUUGCUACAGCAAUUGUGGCGGUCGCUGCGUAUGCCUACGAAUCGAGCAAAGUGGCUGCAAAGGUUAUGAAGAAGGCGUAGGACGUGUCGAAGAUUCUGGUGUACUAAAAGACACUAUUUGGCAUUGCAAGAACGAACAGGCUCCUCCAUUUCGAGGUGGACAUGAAUGAUUCUGCACAAAGGGCACACUUAGCAGGCCGAGCGUGCUGCAAUCAAAGUACGUACUUGGAAACAACUGCAUAGAGGACGUUGUUGAAAGCUGGCCGACUCGAAGCCUUUAACCUCGCACCCAAGAUGUUGGUGUACGGCCAGUCUGCAUUUGCGCUAGGUGCGAAUUCUGACGGACUUCGACGACAAUCUGUACUCCCCGCCUUCAACUUGGAGAUAUCGAACAUGCUCCGUUGAAAACAACAUCUUGGGUGCGAGUCCAAGGGGCCCGAGCAAGUCACUUGCUCAAUCUGGCACUAGGUACCAAUAUGGCUCUAUAUAUAAUCGGUCGCUUGAGCAGUCGCGUUUGCUCCAUGCAGCACAC
This is a messenger RNA of Klebsormidium nitens, 1511 nucleotides long. The record is from the annotation of a GenBank genome assembly. NCBI's taxonomy places the organism in Eukaryota, Viridiplantae, Streptophyta, Klebsormidiophyceae, Klebsormidiales, Klebsormidiaceae.